Molecule: messenger RNA, 222 nt
Organism: Rodentolepis nana
Lineage: Eukaryota; Metazoa; Platyhelminthes; Cestoda; Cyclophyllidea; Hymenolepididae
Source: the annotation of a GenBank genome assembly
AUGUGUUUCAAACCAUGCACGCGCAAUGGUUCUCCUUCAGUUCCUAACAUUCCCUCUACGAAGGUUCUGAACCCACUGUUAAGGAUGUCAUGCAAUGAGGAUCCGAAUGAAUCAGUGAAAUUUGCUGUGAAGAAUUAUCUUCUGAAAGAACCGCUCGGUGUGGGAGGUUUUGAAGCUUUCUACUUGCAUUCCUCUUUCCUCUACCCACCUGUUGCUGAUUAA